UUUCUACGCCGCAUUUCACUUCGUACUUUCGUCCUGCCAGGCGACUGGUACACGCUUUUGCUAGCGUGGUGCGCGAGAAAAAAGAAAUCUCGAGUUAUUCCGCGAAAAUCUGCAUUAAUUUUUCGUGUUUGUUGGCGCGUGGGUGAAAGGAGGGAAACCAAGGACGUCGUGCGGAUACAAGAUCGACAGCCAAAAACAGGGGCACGACUGUCCUUUAAAGCGAUCUUUAAAUAAAACGCGUGCACUGUGAUAACGAGAUAACAGCUUUUUCGGGCGCACGAUCGAGAUAAUGUUGUAAACAAAGAGGAUGACAGUGUUCUCGGGACAAAUUCGUAUCGCUGCGAGUAACGUGAGACAUAUUUCCUCGGGAGUGAUGUUUAGGUUAUCUUGUUGGAUUAUCAUCGAGAUCGGGACACGAUGAGAUACCAUGGAUAUUUUCCACGAAAAACUUUCUGAUUUCUCGUUCGUUUUUCGUCUGAUGGAACUUCUGCCGAUGUUUUCAGACAUGGUUAACGUGUUCGCGACAAUGAAAGCGGCGUGCAUGACUUGAAUCAGGUUAAGUCAUUCCGAAGUCCGCAUUGUUACCUGAGACGUUACUCAGAAUCCCUGGGAAAAGUUUAUUUAAACAUCAGUUCGUUUUUUUUCCGCAUCGUCGAAUACGAAAUUUUACGUCACAAGACGAAGAAGGGAGACCAGUUUAAAAUUAUAUCUGUAAUCUAAUUGAAAGGCUGGAAGGGGGAAAAAAAUACAAUAAUAAAAUACAGUGAAAGAAAAAGUGGAAAUUGUCGAACUGAACGAGAUAAACGAUAUAUACUGUUCGAUAUUUGAAUUUUAAUGAUCAAGAUACCACUGACUGUUUCAUCGUUGUUAUAAUUUGUACUUGAAAAGUAAACCUUGUUACAUACAGUUUGUACAUUCGCGUCGAUUUUAAGAGCAGUUUAUUAAAUGAAAACGAUUUUAUUUAUCAUAGUAAAUCAGCACAAUAAAAAAGAAAUAUUUAUUUCUAUUUAAUAAGAUUUCAAAGCAAUCUAGAUUAAAUCUUCCAAGCGUGGUGCUAACAAACACUUGUAUGAUAUUUGUUUAUUAGUAUUUCAACUAGUAAUUUAUAUUUAUUUUGAAAGAUUGUACAGACAUUAAAGAAAACUGAAGUAAAAUUUUGCGCUGUUUGCUGCAUAAAUCUCAUAGUUACUAUUUUCAUUUUUCAUAUCAGUGUAGUCUUAUUUUGUAGUCUGUUAAUAAGAAUUAAAGUCUUGUUCAUUUAACAGAUGAUAUGCUUUUAAAAACCUAUAAUAUUUUAUGUUUAUAUUAAAAGUUACAUUAUUUAUAUGAGGUUAAGAAGUAUAACAGGAUCUUUCUUAUGCACUUUGCCUUAUCUAUUCUAGACUAUAUUGUUAGAAUGAAAUGCAAUAAUGACAUCAAAUAAGUAAAUAAAAUUUACACUUAAAAGCAAAUUGUGACAAAUAGUAUAUAACAAGUGUUGACCUGUGAUGUUAUGUGGUAUAUUUUAAAUACAGUGUUCGUGCCAUUCCUGUCGUAUGCAAGACAUUGGCCACAGUUAAUGCCUCGUGAGCGUCCUCGUGAGAAUUACAGAGAUUUAGGACCUCCUUAAGCAAAAUUUGCCUUUUAGUUUAAAUUUCAAUAAUACGGUCUACCAAACAUCAAUCAUGACAGAAAUCAGCAUUCAAGAUUUACAGAAACUUCUCAUAUACUUCUCGAAAAACACUUAUCGAGCUAAGGAUGCAGACAGCACGAGUACGAGAAGUAUAGAAAUCCAAAUAUGUGUGAUACACCGCCGCCACUGCCACGCGCAACAGAAACUAUAUAUGAAAGCAUGUACGAUCCGAAUAAAUUGAAGGAAUUGAUAAAAAGUGCUAGAUUCGCCAGGUGUCGUUCAAGAUUUCCACUGCCAGUAAUACUGUAUAAAGGUAGACACGUAUGCAGAUCAGCCACGCUGUCCGGUGGACCAGAAAUUUAUGGUAGAUCUGGAUUAGAUUAUUUGUUUGCUGGUAGCGAAGGGAUAGUAUCUAUUCAGCAACAAGUGGACGAAGCUCGCGGAAGCGAAUCUGUACUUAGCGAUUGGCAAUUAUUUGACAAAGUUAGGCAUCAAGAUAUUAAACUCCUGAAAACACUUAACGUAGGAACAAUUAUUGAUUUCAUGGUUGAGAAGAAGAAGGUCAAGUUUGGAAUGAACGUGACGUCCUCGGAGAAAGUAGACAAAGAGAAGAGGUACUCAGACUUCACCCUAAUUUCACUGCCAUAUCCUGGAUGUGAAUUCUUCAGGGAGUUUAGAGAAAAUGAUUAUCAGGCUAAGGGUCUAGUGUUCGAUUGGUCUCAGACUCACGUAGAUGCACAAAUUGGCGUGCCUGAGGACUCGAUUUCUACUCAAUUAAGAAUCAGUUGGGAACAGUACCAAGUCUGGGAUCUAGUCAAGCUUUCACAAAAUUAUUUAAAACUGAUAUUAAGAUAUUUGAGUGAUAGUAGUAGUGGAGUAUUGAUACAUUGUAUCUCGGGUUGGGAUCGCACACCAUUAUUUAUUUCAUUGUUGAGGAUAAGUUUGUGGGCUGAUGGUGCAAUUCACACAUCGCUAAAUGCGUUUCAAAUUCUGUAUUAUACGAUAGCGUAUGACUGGAUGCUGUUUGGUCACGAUUUGGAAGACAGAUUAAGUAAAGGAGAAGAAAUAUUUUUCUUCUGCUUCUAUUUCCUAAAGCACAUUCACGACGAAGAAUUUAGCGUUCAUCCGCGUCAUAGCAGAUCCAGGCAUGCAGUUCUACGCAACGACAGCGACUCGCAAUUAGAUAAUGUUAUGUUCGAUAGUGAAUCGGUAGUGACCCUAAGUUCGGUCAGUUCCAACUUGAGUCUGAAUAGUUGGUGUAGCUCUGUUAGUCAAAACAGCAGGGAUAGUCAAGAUAAUAAUCCACCAGCAGUGUUUCAUUGUGCUUCCACGGAGAGUCAAGACGAUUGUCACAGUAACGGGAAUGUUGUACCAUGGUCAUUUUAUCCUUCUCCAAACAAGGAAGGUAUCGCUCAUGGUUCACGGUCGCCCCUUCCUCCGAAUCGGACUUCUCCUGUAGCGGUUCCUGUACCAGGACGUCUCCGACAACGAAACGAAUCUUCGUCGUCUGGCGGUUCUUGGCAGAUGAUAUCAGGAACCGGAAGUUUACGUGGUUCCACGACUGCCAAUGCCCCCCUCGCGGACGGAUUAACGUCUUCUAGUUUAGUGUGCAAACCUCUUUGCGAAACUUGUACAGGACACGCGUCUCUAGAAUCGAGUACGACGAUUAUCGAAGACGAAGCAUGUGCAUCGUUAGCACAAUCCCGGAGAGAAAAGUUACAGUGUUUAAGAAGAAUAUUUUAUAACGCUUAUAGCCAUACUGUUGGAUUUCGAAUGAAAGACAAUUCUGAAUCGAGCGGCUUCGGCCAGCUACUCGGCAAUUUUGCCGAAAAAGUAGGAAUCCUUUCUGUUCAACGCACAUCCUUGUGACUACAAUGUCAUUAACUUCCCACGAUCAUGAGUUCAUUGUUAUUGAUUCCUUGACUCAAUUCAGAAUUUUAUAAAAACGCUAUGCAAUGAAAAUAAAACAACUGUACAUUAUCGUUUAUGUGAAUAACGCAUUGUUAUACAAGCAGCAGCGUAUAUAUACGCGUGGCAUAAAUAAAAAAAAUUGAUAUUUUUGUAUAUAUAUAUAUACUAUAUAUAUAUAUGUAUAUAUAUAUAUUUACAUGUAUAUCUGAAUGUAAAUACGUGUCCAACUAUUUGUUUGCUUUAGAUUUAUCACAUUCAAAUGUAUUUAUUACUACUAUCUGUAUGAAAUUAAUACUAGCACAGAUGUGUAGUAAUUAGCAUUAAAAAAAAAUUAUAAGGAUGUUGAAACGUACCGAAAGAAU
This is a messenger RNA of Hylaeus anthracinus, 3885 nucleotides long. RefSeq names its product myotubularin-related protein 14 (gene EDTP). Bases 1778 to 3481 code for a protein of 567 amino acids. The transcript is spliced from 6 exons. NCBI's taxonomy places the organism in Eukaryota, Metazoa, Arthropoda, Insecta, Hymenoptera, Colletidae. Gene Ontology annotation, molecular function: phosphatidylinositol-3-phosphate phosphatase activity. Gene Ontology annotation, biological process: dephosphorylation. The record is from RefSeq and is a predicted model, not a curated record.